AUGGACAAAGAACACGAAGUUUUGCUUAACGCGUUUGUGAUAGCUAAAACACGAUAUCGUGUAUUUUAUAAUGCAGGCAUUUUGGUGUGGGAAGACGAAUCGUCCAAGAAAGCCAAAAACACCGUACCGAUAACGGAUGUGUUGUCGGUGGCACUAUCAAAAUUACCCCAUGCCAAUAGCAAGCAAUGGACGAAACGAAGCAAGCCACCUUCACCAUCGUCAACCAUAGCGCGAAACGAAGCCCACGGCAGCCUGGAUAGCGAUCGUAUUCCAGUGCUCUCGAGUUCGACCACAACCAACACGCUCGCGACGAACAGCAGCAACAUUCCGCACAGCCACAGCAACCGAGCAAGCAACAAUGAUUUAUUCGAUUCGAAUAUUGACCAUCGCGAGGGUGCCGUUUAUAUUGAAAGCACUCCACCGGGCAAUUUGAACUACCUGAUCAUCCACUAUGCCGCCCUCGUGAGCAUGAAAUCGAAUCGCUGGCGUGUGAAGUCCGUUGCGUUGUACAACAGCGAACAACGCAUCGUAGAACUGUGGUGCAAUCGUCUAACGAAUGAUCUUAGAGAGCUAAACCGGCCAAAAAAUUUGUUGCUAUUUUUGAAUCCAUACGGAGGGAAAAAGAACGCAUUGGCCUUGUACGAGCGGUUCGCAAAGCCUUUGUUCCGAUUGGCGGAUGUGGAUAUUAAUUUAAUUAUAACACAGCGCGCACAACAGAUCUACGACAUUGUCACCUCCAAGGGAAUCGUAUUGGAUAAUUACGAUGGAUUGGUUUGUUGCGGUGGAGACGGCACAUUUGCCGAAUUGUUCAACGGACUUGUGACUCGGACAAUGAUGGAUCUUGGUAUAGACAUCAACUACCCGUCCUACCUUCCAAAACCGAACAUUCCGAUCGGAAUCAUUCCUGCCGGCAGCACCGAUACGGUUGCGUGCUGCCUAAACGGCACUACUGACAUAAAGACUUCGAUUAUACACAUCAUUCUGGGGCAGCACAGCGGGCUGGACAUAUCGGCGGUUUACGACACGGAUACCUCCGCAAGAGAUUCCACCAUUCAGCCCAUGGUUUCCGAGACACGGCCCCGUUUGCUGAAACUGUUCGCAAGUGCACUUUCGUACGGUUAUCUGGGCGAUAUUGCUUACGAUAGUGAAAAGUAUCGCUGGAUGGGACCAAAGAGAUAUGAUUAUUCCGGUUUUAAGAAAUUUAUCGCAAACCGUGGCUACAAUGCAGAAAUUGUAGUGCAUCUUGAUCGUUGUGGUAAACAAGACCCGAACGAUGGUGUUCGUUGCAUUGACAAGUGUUCUCGGUGCCAAAAGGCAUUGCUGGCAGGCAACGGCAACGGUGGUUUCGAGGAAACCGACACGGAGCCCCUAGUAGUGCGCGGUAAGUUUCUAAUGGUAAGUGGAGCUAACAUCUCCUGCUCGUGCGAACGCAGCCCGCAAGGGUUUUCGCCCUACUGCCACCUUGGAGAUGGGUUGCUGGAUCUGGUGCUCGUGCGGCACACGUCGAUGUUUAACAACCUUCGACUGUUGCUGACUAUGACGUCAAAAACCAAAAAAUUGAGUGAACUACCGUUUGUCGAAAUUUACCGAACGAAAGAGUUCCGAUUCGUCGCCAACGGACAGACCGACGCGAAUAGUGAAGCAGUCCCUGCGGUUUCCACGGGUAGAAUGCGCCGUUCCAAAUGGAACUGCGAUGGUGAAGUGUUGGUGGACACCAAUAUUCUUGUUGAGUCCAAUUGCCAAUUAGUACAAGUUUUUAGGCGUGGUGUACUACCAACUGGAACUACCGGGGGCGCUGCGAUGCAACAACGGACAACGAAUGAGAAUGAUAAAUCAUCUUGUUGCUUUGGUUUAUGCAAUUAG
This is a messenger RNA of Anopheles nili, 1863 nucleotides long. RefSeq names its product ceramide kinase. Bases 1 to 1863 code for a protein of 620 amino acids. The transcript has 8 exons. Gene Ontology annotation, molecular function: kinase activity. The record is from RefSeq and is a predicted model, not a curated record. Lineage: Eukaryota; Metazoa; Arthropoda; Insecta; Diptera; Culicidae.